AUGGACCAUGCACACGCUGCGGUAUCAAAACCCAGCAGGAUCUCGCAUGGAAAGCAGGCUGCAUGUCUCAACUGCAGAAGAAGCAAGAUCCGAUGUAGCCGGGAUCAGAAUGAAAUGCCGUGCGAGCGAUGCAAGCAAUCUAAUUUGGAAUGCAUAGUCCCUAGUCACCAUGUGGGGAGGCAGAAAGGUGUCAAGAAUAAACGCACAGGUCUGGAAAAGGCGCUAUACCAAAUAGAACAGGCCAUCAAGCGUCCCAGAGGUGAAGACGCGGUUGCGUCUGAUGCUGCUCAUAAGGUCAUCUCAAACCUCCAAGAUCUCCUAGGCAAGGCACAAGACCAGCAGCAAGCUUCGUAUAGCGAAACCGAUGACUUCUCAGAGAAUCCGGAUCAAACUCACAGUCUUCCAUCUCCUCGCGAGCAGGAAGAUAGCCUGACUUUGGAUGACGCGGAGAAUCCCCUGCAGUUGCUCGCGAGAGCCUCUGAUCUUCAACUAUCACCAGCUGAGACGCAGAAAGCUCAUGUACCUUUAUGGCAGCAACCAGCAAUAUCCCAGACUCAAGACCACAACCCAGGCACCAAUUCAUUUUUCGUUCCUGUGCGAGCCAGUCGGGAUGUCGGACCGGAAUUGGAUCCCAUGGAUCUGGGGCUUGUUACAGUAGAAGAAGCGGAAUCGCUUUUUUCUUUCUUUUACCAGAACCUAGCGCAUACUCGAUGGGGCCUUGAUCCUCUAAUUCAUACAGUGUCAUUUGUACGCGCACAGUCUGCGUUCCUUUUCACAUCGAUCCUCGCUGCAACUACUCUCUUCUUGUCAUCUGCUGCAGCUCUAUCGAAAAGACUGUUCAGGCAUUGCAGAUCUUUGGCAAAUACGGUUGUCGUACAGCGUCAUAGGUCAGUCGAAAUAGUUCUCGCGUUUAUGGUCAACGUUCCAUGGAUGGCCCCGGGAAAAUGUUUAGGGGACGAUGAUGCUUGCGCCUACAUUGCGAUGGCUCUGACCGUGGCGCUGGAUUUGUCUCUCAACAAGAUUGUUGUCCCUUCAUCGAGCUUCGACAGCAGUCUUUUGAAAAGACUGGCCAAGGCUGAUUGCAUUGAUGCGAAAAGGGCACUGCAUAUGGAUGGUUUCGAUAAUGUGGAUGCCGGAUCUGAAUGGGGCCGACGAUUACUGCGACGACGAGAGAGGGCUUGGAUAGCACUGUUCGUUUUAGAACGAGGAGUAUGCCUGGCCCGUGGACGGAGCUAUACUGUUCCUCCAACCACUCUUGUUGAGAAUUGUGACCACUGGCACAUUUCAGACAUUGCGGACUCGCGAGACGGUCCCAUGAAUUCCAUGACCGUCUUACGAAGGAACCUGGAUGAACUAUUUAGAAAGGUCAAAUCCAGCUGUGACAACUACCAAGUUGUCGAUACGGGACCCGAGGCAGCUCAAUCGAUCAAGACGAUGAUCGAAAGUUUCUAUGACCGUUGGUAUGCAACAUGGGCGCCGGCAAUUGGAGAAGGUCAAUCACUGUCACUUCCACCAUAUGUUGACAUCUUGGUCACUCAUACUCUGUUAUCAACCUACGCUGGUGUUAUAAAUCAUCCCACGGCGCCUAUCGAAGUCAAGCGAUUUUUCCGCGCUGCUGCCCUUUCCUCUGCGCUGAAUGUCCUACGGGCUGCUAUUCAAGGCGAGGCGCGUCUCAAGUCGAUGCCGAACAAUACCGUCAUUAUGAUCUCCUUUGCUGCUUGUUCAGCACUUAGCCUUAGCGUUACGCCAGGUGACAGCAGGUCCAGCUUGGCCCCAAGCGUGCGAAAUCUCAUUGAGGAGACUGCAGGUGUGCUAGAGCGUAUUGGAGCUACCCCUAGCCAUCGUCAUGGAGCUUCUGUCCUAUAUGGGAGAUUCCUACGGGAGCUAAUCCGGCGUGUGCCUGUGGGAUCGAGUUCUCAUAACCAAUUCGAUCAACGGAGAGCAAUGGGAUCCACGGAGGCGCUGCAGCCCAUGCCGUCCUUGGAUGGAUAUGAUCCCAUAGUCACAACUGCUAAACCAUCAGCCUCGCCGUCUCUACUCUGGAUGGAACCUCUGCAGUUCUCUGCGAUGUCUGACGACCAAAUUAUUGACGCUGUGAACCGAGCUGGUACAGCAUUUGGCACCACCGUCCCUGGUGUCCCAUUUGACGACAUGCUGCGAUGGGACUGGUUGGAUUUGGCCAACAAUGGCUCGGAUUUCAAUCUGUAA
Messenger RNA from Aspergillus glaucus CBS 516.65, 2208 nucleotides. RefSeq lists its product as uncharacterized. The coding region runs from base 1 to 2208 and encodes 735 amino acids. The record is from RefSeq and is a predicted model, not a curated record. The transcript is spliced from 7 exons. NCBI's taxonomy places the organism in Eukaryota, Fungi, Ascomycota, Eurotiomycetes, Eurotiales, Aspergillaceae. Gene Ontology annotation, cellular component: nucleus. Gene Ontology annotation, biological process: regulation of DNA-templated transcription. Gene Ontology annotation, molecular function: DNA-binding transcription factor activity, RNA polymerase II-specific; transcription cis-regulatory region binding; zinc ion binding.